AUGUUUUGCAUUAUUUCAAUUACAGCUGAAUCUUCCAUUGAAGUUGAUGAGAAUGGAGAUGAAUAUGAAGUCAAGAGAUUCAACAUUCAAGGACGUCAAUUGAAUGAAGGACGCUCUCAGUGUGUCGUUACCAGACGCAAGCGUGCCUCACAACCUUCACCCAUGUACUCUGAUGAUGGCUCCAACGACGAAGUCGAUGACAAAGAUGAUGGCGAUGUCAUUAAAGGCGAAGAGCAACAAGCUAUGAUUUAUUAUUCUCCACCAAUGGUCAAUCCCACAGGUGAUGACAAUGAUGAGGAAGAUAAAGAAGGUGGUGAGAGUGCCAUGAAUAUGAAUGAAAUGACUAAUGAUAAAGAAGAUGGUGAGGUAAUGGAGGAAAAAAAUAGCAAUGAAGAUAUGAACAGUGAGGACAGUGAAGAUUACAAUGGUGAAGAUGAUAAUGACACCAUUGAAGUUAUACAAUUACCACAAUUGCCUAUUUUGGGACAACUACAAAGUAAUGGAGAAACUGUGGCCGCUGUAGCUUCAGCCUCCGGUUCUGCUCAUGCUGGUUAUGUUAGUGGUCAUCAUGCUAAUGUUGGUGCCAAUGGUAUUAUGAUCGUACAGUCACAUACUCCUCCCAAGGUUAAUCCUCAAACUCAUGCUGUCUUCGAAUUGGUACCAGCAAAUCAUGCUGCUGAUGAUAAAGAUUAUGAUGAUGACGAUAAUGAUAAUGAUAUUCCAGAUAAUUUUGAAUUUAAGGAAGAUAUAAAUCCUGUUACCACCACUGCCAUUUGGUCAACAGGCGACGAUAACUCGAACAUGAACUAUGACGAUUUGAAUAACAGACCUGUAAAACCUCAAAAAUUGGUCAAGAAAGUCAGAAAGCCUGUCAAGGCUAAUAAGAAAAAGAAGAAGUCUUCAUUGAAACCCAAACGUAAAAACAAAUACAAGUACACCUACAAACGUCGUUUGAUAAGUGGUAAUAAGAAACGCCGCAACAACAAAAGACGUCCUUACAGAACUAGUGUUCGUCGUCCCACCAGAAGAAAUAAAUUGCGUCGCGGCUACACUACUCGUCGUGGUCGCCCACAAAGGAACCGCAACCAGGCGGCUAGCAGCAAACCCACCAGUGCCCAACAUAAAAACAGAAACUCAAAUAACUCUCUAUCGCAGAAAAAAAAUCGUGGCUCCAAUUCCAAGAACAAGCUCAUUGCCAAGAAACAAAAUAACAAAAAGCAUGCUGAGAUCAUUGAUCAAGGAUCGAACACUUUCACCCGCACCAUGACCAUGACCCAAACGGGUGAUGAAGCUGGUGAUAAAAAUGUCAAUUGCAUUAUAAUUCGCAAGGAUGAUCCACCAACAACGCCACGACCAUUCUGGAAUGUAUUGGGCCGCAGUGCGAAUGGUACACCCAAAGCCUCGGGUCACUAUGGCCAGCGUAAGCGUGUCAAUGUCCGUUUUGUAGCCUAA
Molecule: messenger RNA, 1452 nt
Organism: Calliphora vicina (urban bluebottle blowfly)
Lineage: Eukaryota; Metazoa; Arthropoda; Insecta; Diptera; Calliphoridae
Exons: 1
Coding region: 1-1452 (483 amino acids)
Source: RefSeq, a predicted model, not a curated record